AUGGGCGCCACGGCAUCAAAGCCAGCUCGCUCAGCAGCCAGCGCAGCUUCCCGUCGCCAAUAUCCAAAGACAGCUUCACCGGGGACAACGAAAGCGACACCGACACCGAUCAAACAAGCUCCGCCACAUCAAGAAGCAGGCCCAACAUAUCAUUCCAAAGAGCAAGCUUCAGCUACACGCUCAGAGGCAAUCGACCUCGACGCUCGCGAUCCUCACUUUGCCGCCUCACUACGCUCCAUCGGCCCCGUAACACCAAACCCUACAUUCUCCCAUUCAAGCACAUUCAACCAGACCCGCACAUUCCCUCAAUUCCAACCUCAAUCAAUACCGCAAAGCGCCGACGGCAGCGGCGGAGUAACGCCAUCCGUCUUCCCAGACGCAAACAACAACCCCGCCCUCUUGGUGCUCUCAUCUCGAAGCCGAAUCACAAAAGCCGCCGAACAGGAACUCGAGUCCUUUGGACGACCGAGUCAUCCCGGACGCGAGUACCUGGAUGCCAUGACCAUACGGCAGGUGCUGAGCAUGCGUGAUAGACAGAAACUUCAGGACGCGGAUAUUGAGCGGACGCUGAGGUUGAAGAAGGGCGUUGUUGGGAGAUUGGGGGAGAAGGGGAUAGUUAGCGAGGCUUUUUAA
This is a messenger RNA of Talaromyces amestolkiae, 633 nucleotides long. RefSeq lists its product as uncharacterized. The record is from RefSeq and is a predicted model, not a curated record. The coding region runs from base 1 to 633 and encodes 210 amino acids. The transcript has 2 exons. Lineage: Eukaryota; Fungi; Ascomycota; Eurotiomycetes; Eurotiales; Trichocomaceae.